AUGCCGCGCUCUACCCUCUCCCUUGAAUCUCUCAGCUCUCCAUCCCCAUCCCCCCCACCCACCGAGCCAGCACUCGCCCCACGCAAACUUCCCAUCCCACUUGACCAGCCCACCACUGGCCUCGACAGCGACUCGGAGUUGUCGGAGCUUACGGAUGAAGAACAGGACGCUACAGAGAAGCGAACCACGACAGCCACUGCCAUGCCAGACCGGGAAGACGAUGAGGGUGCUGGCAUCACCGGGGGAUCACGUUCCAAGUCGACGAGUCUCCGCCAGGGGAGACCUCAACGUCCUUCCAAUCGACGGGGAGGUCGGAAGAAGCGUAGCAGCAUCGUCCCUGCCCCGAUGUGGGGCUGGGUAGAAAACAAGACUGCUACUAUUGCGCAAGAGGAAGAGGAGGAAGAUGUAGCUGACCCUCCGCGUGCUAUGGAGGAAGAAGAAGACGAAGAGAUGCGCCAAGAGGAAGAAGAAGAGUUGGAAGGUGAGGAGGACGACGAUGAGGAGGAUGAAGACAGUGAGCGUGGCCCUCGCCGUCGUAUGGGUCCCUAUAUGAUCUCUAGGUUGCCUGGUAUCAGGCGUAACCACAUUUUACCCCAGCUUCGUCGGCAACCCUCUUCUCAUGAUGAUGACGACGACGAGGGCGAGGAUGUCGCGGAUGAUCCGCCUGCUGUCAACGGCACGGCUGCUGUUGAUGAAGAGGACGACGAGGAAUACGGAUCUGGAGAAGAUGAUCCUCCGUAUACCGCGAGGAGCACUGUUUCUCGAGGUCGGCCUCCAGGGCGUUCUGCGGGUCAAUUGCGUUCUGCACGCGUUGCCUUGCCUUCAACCGAAAACACCAAUAACACUGAAACAGGGAACGAUAGCGAAGCGGAAGAGGAUGACGAUGAGGACAACGCUAGCACGAAGAAUGACACGAAAGCUGUUGUUGAUGAAGACGACGACGACGACGAAGAGGACGUUUCCGAUGCUGAACCUGUCCCAGCAGAGGAUCCCGAGAGCGGGAAUGAAACCGUGUCAGAGGACGAGGAUGGGAAAGAGUCUACAGUUGAGAGACCGACAACCCACAUUUCAUCGAGUGCUACCUCUCCGUCCAAGCUUCCGAAGCCUGUUUCCCCGACUGCAACAUCCCAUUCCGUUGACGCCACACUAAUUUUGCCCAAGGAUAUCAUCCCAAUCGCUGUAACUGCAGCAGCUUCGUCUAUCAUGGCUGGCUCCAGCGUUCUUGAACCUGCUUCCCCCUCCCCGUCCUCGUCUGCAUCUGUCUCGCGAGCAUCAUCGCGCUCCCCUUACGUUGCACCGUCAGCCAAAGCUUCCGAGUGUGCUGAUCCUGAUGACGACAAGGAAACCACUUCUAAAACUACCAGAGGCAAGGGAAAACGCAAAGCACCAGCGUCUGACAAGGCAGAGGCCGAGAGCCAUCAGUCGGCCGCUGGUAACUCGAAAGCGAAAGCCAAAGACCUUCCACCGCUAGACCUUGACAUAGAGAUGCGUGAGGGGGACCAGGACGAACUCGAUCGCUCUGCGGGGGAUAUUGAGGUGGAAGAACCGUCGCCUGACGAUGAUCUCGAAAUUGAGUCGGAUCUCCAACCUGCUCACAGGGCUGAGGCCCUAGAUGUUUUGGCGACGAUUGAACUCAAGUUUGCUUUGCUGAGAGAGCGGGUUUACGUGGAGAAGAUGGAAACUUUGGCUUGGGAAGAGGCCUUGGUGAACGACGGUUCGCACCCUGAACUAAUACAUCUUCAAAAGGAACUUCGAAAACGCAGAGAUAAACGCCUCGAACUUGCGUCAAGAAAACGCACUUAUGAGACCGUCAACGUUACGAAACGAAGACGCGUCGACGAGGAAGCAACUUGGAGUUGGUGGAAGGUUGCUAGAGAUGAACUACAGACCGAUAUGAUUUCUGAGACGAAUAGGAAACGCAGGCGUUUGGAGAGAGAGCGCAGAGCUGUUGAGCGACCUCAACCUGUGCGCCGGAUACCAAACCCACCCACGGAAACCCUCCCUCCUCCGUCUCUUCGUAAAAUUGUCAAGAAUUUCCCCUUCAACAGUCGCCGUAAAACGGAUUACCUCCACCCAGGCCCCAAACAACUCAUCUACCCCGAGCUAUCUACGUUGUCAUCAGACGACAUUGCCAACGACCUGAACUUCCUGAACCAAAAUCGACGUCAUUCUUACGAAUCUCAUCGACAUUCUACUGUUAACAUGAAUGUCCAGAUGGCCCCGCCCUUGCAUUCGAUUGAUUACAACCAGCAUGGAGGCGAGAUUCCUGGUGGGUUUGGUGGAGCGAAUCGAUUGCCACCACCCCCGCAACUCGUUCAGUAUCAGCACCACGGUCCUUCACCUGGAGGAAACGCGCCCCCUCACAGCAGCUACUCUUCCUAUAAUGGAUCAUCAGGUCGUCACCACCCUCCAUCGAAUCCCCCACCUAAUGUCCACAACCACUCUCACAAUCAUAAUCCAUACCCGAAUGAUCAUGAGAUGGGUGGAAUUGUAAACGGGCCAGCUCACCAAGGGCACCAGCUUUUACCGCACCACCCUUACUUUGGUUCAGGAAGUGCAGGUGGGCCAGCUAAUGUGUAUCCUCCCAUUGCUCAGCACAAUGGUCGCCGUUCAAUAUCGCCUGUCAACCUGAUGCCCAAUGGGUCAGGGAAGCAGAAUGGGACCUGGAUGGGGGCUGGCAUGGGGAUGGGAGGCUUUCAUUCAACUCCCAAGAGUGAUUGGAUGGACCCCCGGAGGAACGAGUUGGACGAUGAGGAGCGCGCUUUGAGGGAGCGAGAUAAGCGUGAGCGGGAACUACGAGAACGCGACUUGCGUGAUCGUGGACAUAGGGAAAGAGACCAUAGGGAUAGGGAGGCCCACGAAAUGGAGCUGGAGAGGCAACGUGAGCAGUAUCAUAUGCAGCAGCAUCUCCACCGCCAGCCGCCACCGUCGUCAGGACAUCCACACCUUCAUCAAGGUCCUCCACCUCCCCCGAUUCCCCAUCAUCAUCAUCACCGUGCUCACCACCAUCACGUGGUGCACCACCACCACGGACAGUCACAAUCAGGGCAUGGAUCAUCUUCUUUGCCUCCUGGGGGUCCUAUCUUGGAUUAUGAUGACGGACGGCCUCAUUCGGGUCACAGCCACCCUGCAGAAGUUAUCAAUAUUUCGUCAUCUAAGUCAAUACCAUCUCACUUGAAAGGUGACGAACAUCAUCCUCCUUCUGACUACAGAGAUGGAAGGAGACAGCACACACGACAUCCUUCUGGUCCGGAAGAUCGUGAACGACCGUUGGCAACGCCGUUCGUCAUGGGUUCUUCCCAUCCCUCUAAUGUCCACUUGAAUGGUACAUCAUCUCCUCGACCAACCUGGAAUCCGUCUGAAGAGAAUUCUUUUCGCAUGUCCUCUUCGUCGUCCGCUCCAGCAGGAUAUCUAAGCGCUCAUGACGGACCUACCCACUCACCAAGUCACCGUUACACAAAUUCAACCGGUGCGCAUCUUGGACGUGGUCCUCCCCCCGUCUCGUCUUCCUCCCUCCAAAAUAGCGUUGGCUUGUCUCCACCUCGCAAUAGACCUUUACCGCCCCCCAGUCCUUCAGCUUCGUCUUCGAAUUAUCCCAACCCAAGCUCCCACCACUCACCUAGAUAUGGGCCACCACCACCUUCCAAUCGAUCACCCGUCAACCUCAAAAUGCGCCCACCGUCGCCUCUUUCCUCUAAACUUAAUGCUGGCCCUCCUUCUGUAUACAACCCCUCACUAGCUGGACCAGGACGGACCUCCACCCCCACGGGUCACCACCCAUCAAGUGGAUCCCACAUUUUAUCGGAUAUGAAAAAUGGAACUGCGCCCCUUUAUCCUAUUACCAGUCGGACUGCAUCUCCGCUGACUGCAUUCCCGCCAACAUCAUCCCAUCCCAAUAUAGCGACUGUGUUGUCCGGAAGACCAUCGACGAAUGGUGCCGAUCGGGAUCGGGAAAGAGAGAGGGAUCGCGAUCGUCAUAUUUCUCCAAGGGUCGGUAUGUUGCCUCCACCGCCCUCGAAAUUAAGUGUUCCUCAGCUGGUUGAUGGUCAUUGA
Molecule: messenger RNA, 4053 nt
Organism: Laccaria bicolor S238N-H82
Lineage: Eukaryota; Fungi; Basidiomycota; Agaricomycetes; Agaricales; Hydnangiaceae
Exons: 4
Coding region: 1-4053 (1350 amino acids)
Source: RefSeq, a predicted model, not a curated record